This is a messenger RNA of Mizuhopecten yessoensis (Yesso scallop), 2267 nucleotides long. RefSeq names its product multidrug and toxin extrusion protein 2-like. Gene Ontology annotation, molecular function: antiporter activity; xenobiotic transmembrane transporter activity. The record is from RefSeq and is a predicted model, not a curated record. Gene Ontology annotation, biological process: xenobiotic detoxification by transmembrane export across the plasma membrane. The coding region runs from base 23 to 2242 and encodes 739 amino acids. Gene Ontology annotation, cellular component: membrane. Lineage: Eukaryota; Metazoa; Mollusca; Bivalvia; Pectinida; Pectinidae. The transcript is spliced from 19 exons.
GUUUAUCUGAACUAAGUCAGAUAUGGAUGACUCUAGCUGUCAAGAAGAUCAACAGGCCCGUCAAAGCUUCAUGGUCAAGUCUGUGUCCGGGGAGUUUGACAGUGGUGACCACAUGGAAGAGACGGAGAUGACUACUCCACUGACCUUGUUCACUGAUGACAUUACACCAGUAGGAGGUCGGGAACACUCCCUUGACCACCUUGCAUUUCUUCCUCGAGGUGACCAGAGGAUAUCUUGUCGCGCUAUGAUGGGAGCACAGUACAGACAAAUUGUUCAGUGGUGUCGAGGAAACUGGCAUUGUCCCAUGAGAGUCACCUCCCUUUAUGAAAAGCUGUUUCCAUUUGGAUGUAAAGAUGAACUGAAAGAACAAGUAAAGAUUGCCUGGCCAAUUGUGGGUGUGAUGGCAACUCAGUAUAUUAACAUACUGGUCAGUCUUAUAUACUGUGGCCAUCUUGGUACAGCCCAACUUGCUGCAUUAGCCUUGACCACAACAGUAAUCAAUGUAUCAAGUAAUUCUGUUAUGCUGGGACUGGCAUCAGCGUGUGAUACUCUCUUCUCUCAGACCUUUGGAAGUAAAAACAAACAUCGAGUGGGAAUUAUAGUACAGCGAAGUAUAGUGAUCCUGAGUCUUUGCUGUCUGCCAUGCUGUGCCAUCCUUAUCAACACUGAACAUAUAAUGAACUACAUAGGACAGGACCCUCGAGUCGCCAGACUCGGAGGAAAGUACGCCUUAAUAUAUAUAGCUGGUCUACCUGCUGUGGCCUACUCCGAUAUCCUCUCUAAAUACCUUCAAGCUCAGUGUAUAGUGAUACCAAGUCUGGUGAUAGGAAUAGCUGCUAACUUCCUCAAUGUGGGAUUUCACGCCUUCUUUCUGUUUAUGCUGCAACUGGGUAUUGUGGGUGCUUCUAUAUCUGUGACCUUGACCCACUGGUCUAUAUUCCUACUCCAUGUUACCUACAUUAUCAUCACACGUACCUAUGAGGAUACCUGGACAGGUUUCAGUGUAGAGUGUUUCUAUGACUGGUGGCUGUUCCUCACUCUGGCUGUGCCCGGCCUUUUUAUGGUGUGUCUUGAGUGGUGGAGUCAUGAGAUUAUUAUGUUCUGUGUUGGUCUAGUAGGAGUCGACCAGCUUGCCAGUCACUCCAUCGCCUACACUAUGGCAAGCAUGGCCUUUAUGUUACCACUUGGCCUCUCUGUUGCUGCCAGUGUGAGGGUUGGAAAUCACCUUGGAACAGCCAACCCUUGUAAAGCCCUUACAGCCUCAAGGGUGUCCAUACUUAUAGCAGUAACCGUAGCAACAGUUUCAGCUAUAACUUUCCUGGCACUGAAGAAUAUCAUACCCUACUUGUUCACAAAUGAUUGGACAGUGGUUGCACUAGCCUCCAGACUGAUGAUGCAGGUUGCCCUGUUUGAGCUGUUCGACCAGGUUCAGGCUGCUUGCAGUGGUGUGAUCCGUGGCAUUGGUCUACAGAAGUUUGGGGCCAUUACUAAUUUUGUGUCCUACUAUCUGGUGGCACUGCCUCUGGGUAUCCCACUGUUACUGGAAACCUCACUGGCUGUAUCUGGUGCGUGGUGGGCUGUGAUACUUAGCGCUGCUCUCCAGUCUCUCGUGUUCCUUGUCAGAAUUCUCUCAACAAACUGGGAAUUGGAGUCAGAAAAGGCACAGAUAAGAGCUGGUGUAGCAGAAGGCCUGCCCAAACAUCCCUCCAGAGGUCAGAGCCUUGGGACUAUCACACUACAGGAGGAUAAUUUGUCUACUGACACACAGGAGCUGAUGGAGGCCGAUCACCUGACCUUGUCUGAUACGUCCAGUCAUCGUAGCGAUGACAGCUUGAGCCAGCAACCCACUGUCUGUACCAACGACCUUGUUAAUGUUCUUCUGACACGGUUUGCUGUCCUGUUCUCAUUCCUAGUCAUUCUGGUAGGGGCAAUACUUCUCAAAGUCUAUCUCGAUGGGUUAGCAAGCUUCCUGAAUUGUGUAGUGAUAAAUGCAACCAAUCUGAACAUGACCUACAUGAAUGGAGAGUUAUAUAACAACCACACUGUGACAUUGAGCGACCUGGAUUGGAAGGUGUUGAAUAUGACCUACAUGUACGAGAUGGAACACAAUUGGAACCAGACAUUUGUUUACUGUAGUGGGGUAAUAAAAGACUUCACCAAUGACGUCUCCUGGCCCAUGUAUAAUAACACCAGACUAUUUGGGGGAUUGCAUCCUCACAUGCCAACCAGGCCUAUAGGCUGAUUGUACCUAGUAAUAUAGACCAUAC